CUCUCUUCACUCUUUGUAACUUCUCCACAACAACAUCACUUACACCAUGGCUCAGGCCUAUUCUGAAGUUGUCCCCGGCACAGUCCAUCUGGUCGAUGCUGGUCGCAGUGAUGGCAAUGAUAUUGAACUUGUCCCUCGUCCCAGCGACGAUCCAGAGGAUCCCCUCAAUUGGAGCAGACGACGCAAGCUCAUCUCAGCAGCCAUGGUGUUCGUCUACACCCUAGGCGUUGGUCUUCCCUCUACUCUCCAGUACUCUGUUCUUGUUGAGAUCUCCCAAGACACCGGUAUCUCCAUUGCCGACUUGGUUCAAGGCACCGGUGUCAUGUUCCUCUUUCUCGGCUGGAGCUGUCUGUUCUGGCAGCCUAUUGCCCUGACAUAUGGAAGACGCGGUGUUUAUCUCAUCUCCACUGUCGCUGCUGUGCCCUUGAUGGUCUGGACUGCGUAUUCGCGUUCUGCUGGGGAGUGGUACGCUCACCGUAUCCUUCUCGGCUUCUUCGUUUCGCCUAUCGAGUCGCUGCCCGAAGUCAGUAUUCCCGAUAUUUUCUUUGCGCACGAGAGAGGAACUUGGAUGAGUUUGUAUGUCUUCGCCUUGUUCGGCUCCAAUUUCUUAGCACCAGUGGUUGCUGGCUUCUUCGCCGAUGCGUACGGUUGGCGAUGGACCAUGCAUUUCGGUGCCAUUUUCGCUGCAUUCAGCUUUGUCAUCCUGUUCUUUUUCAUGGAAGAGACCAUCUAUUUCCGUCCAACUUUUGAAGGUCUCGAAGAUCAGGAUGAGCCAGUGAAGGGUCAAGCGGAUAAUGAUGUUGCUUCCGCACAGAAUGUCCCCGAAAGGCCGAUGAAGGAGGGUGCUGGCGCUAUCAUCAAUAGUGAUCAGCUGCAGGGCACCGUGCACACAAAGAAGAGUCUCGCCACUCAUCUCAAGCUCUUUGCCCGAAAGGAUGGUCGUCCAACCAAAGCAAACAUGUUCAAGUCCAUGUUGUCUCCACUUCCGCUCAUGGUCCUCUUCCCCAAUGUCGCCUGGGCAGGGUUCAUCUACGGCAUUAAUCUCUGCUGGUACAAUGUCUUGAACGCCACCACUAGCCCUAUCCUCAGUGCAUCACCCUACAACUGGUCUACCAGCAUGGUCGGUCUGAUCUAUGUCGGCCCUAUCAUCGGCGCUAUUCUUGGAUGUCUCUGGUCUGGUGUCAUUGCCGAUCGCACUACGCUGUCACUUGCUCGCAGAAACAAUGGUGUCCGAGAGCCUGAACAGCGACUUUGGCCUCUGGCUUUAUCUGCCUUCUUAUCGUGUGUUGGCCUUAUCGUUUGGGGCGUCGGCGCUGAUAACGACAUCCACUGGGCUGGAUUGGCUGUUGGACUGAUGGUUCUCACUUUCAGCUGUGUCACCGGUGGAUCAAUCGCUUUGUCUUACAACGUCGAUUGCUUCAAGGACAUCAGUGGCGACACCACCACUUCCAUCAUCAUCAUCAGAAAUACACUGGGUUUCGCUAUCUCCUAUGGUAUCACGCCUUGGUAUGUCAACAUGGGUCUGCAGAAUUGUUUCAUUAUGGCGGGAUUCCUAUCUCUUGGAUGUACUAGUACUUUUCUGUUUAUGAUCUGGAAGGGCAAGAGUCUGCGACGUCAUGCUGCGCCGAGAUACUGGGACCAGGUUCAGAAGAUGUUGCAGCACUAG
This is a messenger RNA of Fusarium odoratissimum NRRL 54006, 1666 nucleotides long. RefSeq lists its product as uncharacterized. The transcript has a single exon. Gene Ontology annotation, molecular function: transmembrane transporter activity. Lineage: Eukaryota; Fungi; Ascomycota; Sordariomycetes; Hypocreales; Nectriaceae. Bases 47 to 1666 code for a protein of 539 amino acids. The record is from RefSeq and is a predicted model, not a curated record. Gene Ontology annotation, biological process: transmembrane transport.